AUGACUAGGAAGAAGGUGAAACUUCAAUAUAUCUUUGAUGAGCCGGCAAGGAAAGCAACUUACAGGAAGAGGAAGAAGGGUAUCAUAAAGAAGGUUAAUGAACUCACCACUCUUUGUGGGGUGCCUGCAUGUGCUAUCAUUUCUAGUCCUUUUGAUUCUCAGCCAGAGAUUUGGCCAAAUCCAGAGGGAGCCAAGAAUGUGAUCGAAAGGUAUCAACAUACAGCUUUGAAAGAUGACCGUAAGAAUGUGGACCAAGAGAGGUUCAUCGUUCAAAUGAUUUCCAAAUCCCAAGACCAAAUGGUUAAGGUGUGUCAUCAGAAUCGUCAAAAGGAGUUGACCAUGGAAAUGUUCAAGUAUAUGCAUGAAGAAGCCUUGCCAGAAAAUCUGACUGCUGAAUAUUUGAAUGAUCUCAAUAGGCUGAUUGAGGAGAAAAUGAAUGAGGUCGAUACUCAGCUCGCUAAGCGCGAAUGA
This is a messenger RNA of Lotus japonicus, 471 nucleotides long. RefSeq names its product agamous-like MADS-box protein AGL80. The transcript has a single exon. Gene Ontology annotation, biological process: regulation of transcription by RNA polymerase II. Lineage: Eukaryota; Viridiplantae; Streptophyta; Magnoliopsida; Fabales; Fabaceae. The coding region runs from base 1 to 471 and encodes 156 amino acids. Gene Ontology annotation, molecular function: DNA-binding transcription factor activity, RNA polymerase II-specific; protein dimerization activity; RNA polymerase II cis-regulatory region sequence-specific DNA binding. The record is from RefSeq and is a predicted model, not a curated record.